CUCAGCUGGCUGACUGCUGUUUCCUCUCGCUGCACACGUCGGGUCCUCCCCAUCUGAAGACUGAGUCCGCCCUCCUCUCCUCAGCUCCUGUCCCACAAGUCCAGCGCAUCCAGCAGCAGGAGCAGGAGCAGCCCUGUGGAGGAGGUGAAAACUUUUACUCUUUCACCUUGUUUUGUUUUUUUCAAACGGACACAUCAGGAUGGGAGUUAUAAGAGCAGUUUAUGAGAAGUCUGCAGGUGUCCUUUAAGCAACAGACCCAGCUGGUGGACGUUAGCUGCUGCUGAGUGUUUCCACACCUGCCUGCUGAGAGAAGAAGGAGGAGGAACCAUGAUUGACCUGAGCCACCUGACGGAGGAGGAGCAGGGGGUGAUAAUGACGGUGCUGAGGAGGGACGCUGAACUGAAGAAGGCCGAGGAAGAGAGAAUCAGCAAACUGGAGAAAAUACUGAACAGUGGCUCAAAGACGGAGAUCAAGCGGAAGUACCUGACCGGAGAGUGGUUUUACGAGGCCAAGUCUCGCAGGCACAUGGACAAGAUCCACGGGUCUGAGAUCAUUCUGGCCUCCAUGAAACAGAAGAAACCUGUAUUAGACGGGUCUCUUAGAAUUGAAAGAUCCAAGGCACCCAGCAGUCGAGGUUCAGAUAUCGUCGCUCCGCCAAAACCUGCCAGAUGUUUGGAAGCACUACAGCCGCAGGAUAUCAAUGAUGCAGAAAAAGAGAAUCUGAAUUCAGCGGUCCGCUCUCCAAGAACGCCAAGGCACAACCCUUUCAACCGUGCUUCCCUCAUUGUUGUUGAGCCACCUGAAAAUAAUAAUGACAUGUCAACCAGUCGGGACCAGGAGUCGUCUGAAACAGAGCCCAUAUCUCCGCUCAAGAGCCACCCAGCGGGAGACGCUUGUCAGACUUCAGGGGGCUCCAUUACUUCAGAGGGCUCAUCUGUAGGGUUCAGGCCAGUGCCGAAGAAGAGGACAUUUCUCUCAAGACGUACAUCCACUCAGUCGGACAGCAAUGGCCUGGGGUUAGAUGCUCAGGUAGGGUCAGCGGCCGUUGUUCCUGCCCCAAGACCGAGCCUCCAACGAGGGUCCAGUGGGAGCUCUAACCAGUCCUACCCGAAGGGCCAAGACGAAAUGCCUCAGAAAAGUGUAAUUUCUGAUCAAGUAUCUCAGUCUGCUCAACCAUCCAAAUCUCUAGAUGAAAACUCCCCGCAGCCACUCUGUGAUGUGUCUCAGGUUUCGUCUAAUUCCAGUCUGGAGAGAGAAAGAAACCCACCUUCUCUAACAAGAGACAGACCAGCCACGUACACCAGGAGUGAUGCGUCCACUGACAGAGAAAUCCCAAAAAAGAACGAUGAACAAGAGGAUGAGACACACAGGGAACGUGCAGAAGUGAACAUCCUGCACACCGGCAGCAUUCAGGAUUCAGACAGAGAAAACAGCAGCAUUGCGGGAACAGCAAUGAGACAGGAUGAGCUGAGUUUGCCUCAAAGCACUGGGGAUCCAGAUCCUCCAGUAUCUUAUGACCUCAUCUUCAUUGAUAAGUCUAACAAGAAAUCAAAUCAGAAACAUGGAUUUAAAUUAUCCACCCAGACUACGAGUCCCACUGGUGAUGAAGACUCCAUUGUGAAGGUGCUGGACUGGUUCAACCGUAGUACAGACAGCAGUGAAUGGUUAAAUACAGAUGAUGGUCCAGAGGCCACAAAGAGCCCUCACAAACAUGUAGAAAUCAGCAAAUUAAGAGGUGAAGAUUCAUUAAGAAAAGAAGCUGGGGAUGUUAUAAGUGAGAGGAAGAAAGAAAGUCUUGAAAUGAAGAGAAGUCACUUACAAAAACAGUCCAAUGAGGGUAAAGAGUUAAGAACAAAGGACAGAAUAGGCAACAAGGAACUAACAAAAACACAAGAAGAGGUGACGAAAGAUACCAGAGAAAGAAUGCGGUCACAGGAAUUUGUAGAUAAUAAUGAAAGCCAACCACCGCAAAUCGCUCAUCUGAAGUCGUUCUGGGAGAAAAGCAAUAUGGGUCCUAAAAUACUUAUCAGCAACUCAAUCACGGCCAACGACAAAGCACAAAAACCUGCUCGCCUCACAGCAGAGAAAGACGAGGAGAAAGUGAACAAACCCCCCGUGUCUGAUAUGUCCUCUGUGCCUGGAAUAUACAAUGGGAAGGGGAGUUAUGAUAAGUACGCCUCAAAUCAUGGAGAUGAAAGAGAACAGCUGGUAAUCAGUCCACAAAAAGAUAUAGGAGACAAUGUCCAUUAUAAUAAUAACAAGGAUGUAGACAGACAAAGGAACAAUAACGACCCAGCAUACAACUCAGAUUAUUUAAAGUUAGUAGACAGACCCCAAGUAGCUGACAGAAGAGAUUCAGACACUGAGAUUUUAAGUGUAACUAGACUCAGUCCACAGCUAAGGGCAGCCAUCCAGUCCAGACUGAGUCCAGACUCAGAGACCAUCUCCUUAGUCAAACCAAAUCCACAGCCUGACAGUAUUUCCCAAUCUAAUGAAACGCCACUGCAAGACGAACUGUCCAAGACUAUUCCUGCGUCUCAACUGGAUAUAGAUCUCCAAACAAGGGACAGUCCAGACUCUGAGAAGCUCUAUUUGUCCAGAAACAGCCCAUAUAUGGACAAGCAAGGUGGGAAUGAUAUACAGAUCACCCAAAACAAACCACCAAUGCGUAGAAGUUCAAGCGAUGAUGUUAAGAGGAGGGACAGUGAAGAUAAGAGCAUGCAAUCCAGCAUGUCUCCAAAACGAAAGGAAGAUACGUCUAAUAAAGACAAAAUCAGCAGUCCUCACUCAAACAGACAAGGUUUACCACAUCAAGAAAGUACUGCAGAGAGGAUAAAGCAGCUCAAAUCUUUCUGGGAGCAGGAGAGGAACAAGCCCAUGUUUUACACCGGGAAACCGAAAGCUCUUGGGGAUGGUAAAGUCGCUCGUGGUGCGAAUCAGGCAAAACUGAAUAAAAGAUUUACAAAGUCGGAGUACGACUUGAGGUCAAUUGGAAAUUUUUCAGGCAGUGAUGAGGAAGACGCUGAUGGAAAUAAUCAAAAUUUUACUGUCCUACCGUUGAAUCAGAGGAUAGAAAAGUCGUCCCCUAGUCUGGGCACAAGCCGAACACAAUUUAACACUCUGCGUGAGUUCUGGGACGAGGCCACGUCAGAUACCAAGGGAUCAUUUUCCUUUGACAAACCCAAAAGCCCCAAAAGGAAAGACUCAACAAGUGCCCAGCUUACAUCUCAGGAGUUAAAGUGUGGUGACCCUGAGAUUUACCGUGAGAAAACAAGACCAGCUGUCAUGAAAUCAUCUCCGCCUUCUCAGAAUCGAUCAAAGUCGUCUCAUGAUACGAGGUCACGAGGAGCGAGUGACUGCAAAAACAACCUGUGGAAUUAUACAACAGCUGAGCAGCAGAGAGAGUCCAAAAGGAGCUCAAAAGAUUCUAAUAGAGAGGAAAAAUCCACGAAACCACAAAGCAAUUCAGGAAAAGAGACUCGCUCUCCUAAGACCAGAAAAGACAGCUUUAGCAAUUCAAGCAGUCGUGGAAAUUCAAUGCGUCGGGCCACUAGCAUGUUCGCUCUGACUGUUCCUGAUGAAAAAGAUCAAAGCCAGCUCAAAAUGGAUGUAAGCCCUGUUCACUCCCAGAGCAGGAAGCAGAGGCAGAACACUGAAAAGGGCACCAUGUUGAGAAGAGCAUCAGAGGACAGUGAGACUCUGACUCCACGUGCACGGGCAUGUGUUCCCAGAGACUACCGCCAUUACCUGGGCAUGACAGAUGACACCAGCGUCCACACCUCCUUCGUCCCAGCUCUUAAGGACGAGGGAUCAGAGGGCAAGUCUGGGUAUGAAUUUGACCUGGAUGGGCCGGUGAGAGCCAGCACUCCAGUGAGCUCAGACGACCGUUACGGCAGGAAGGGAAACAAGACGAGUCAGCGGCCCCUGUGGGCAAACUACAGCAGUUCAGACACAGGCCAGGAGUCAUCUGUCAGCAGCACAUCAGAAACCUGGUCCAACUCGAGGAAUAGUUCAAACCGGGAGAAUGACGAUGAGGGCCAAAACCCUGUAAGGAAAGCAUUGAGGCGAGCAGAAGCACGGCCUAAAAAUCUGGCUAAAAGUAUGGAGGACAUCACAGCAUCCUUGUCACCACGACAAGAAAGAAGGCAAGACCCGACUGCCGACAUGAGACGAAUCAGUGAUGCUUCAUCCAUCCCAUCACCCUCCUCAUCCUUAUUUUCGGAUCCGGAGCACCUGAAGAAGAUGAGCAAAUCAGUUCCUUCGUUCUUACAGAAGGAGGACGUUGGCAGAGACACUGACUCCAACUGCGAGGACAGUUACGACCGAGGAAGACUAAUGAUGGGCAACUCUUUGACUAACCUCACCAGCUCCUCUGGCAUGGCGUCUGUGUCUUCUCUGAGUGGAAGUGUGAUGACCAUGUACAGCGGGGACUUUGGGAAUGUGGAGGUUCAGGGAAACAUCCAGUUCUCCAUCAACUACAUUCAGAGGCUCAGAGAGUUUCACAUCUUUGUGGCUGAGUGUCGAGAUUUGGCUGCGGUCGACCCAAAGAGGGGCCGCUCAGACCCGUACGUCAAAAGCUACUUGGUUCCUGACAAAGCUAAUCUUGGAAAGAGGAAAACAUCUGUAAAAAAGAAGACGCUAAAUCCAACUUUCAACGAGAUCCUCAGGUAUCGUGUUCGCAUGGAGUACCUCAGAACCCAGACACUCAUUCUCUCCGUUUGGCAUCACGACACCUUUGGCAGGAACAGUUUCCUGGGCGAGGUAGACGUGGAUCUUUCCAAGUGGGAUUUUGACCACACCCAGAUGAACUACUUAGCCCUGAAAGCAAGGACUAUACCCACUCUAGCACCAUCAAAUGGUCGAGGAGAGAUGAGACUAGCCGUACGUUUCCUGCCACAGAUCAUCCACAGCGAAGGAUUAGCUAAGGAGGCUUCAAACACUGGAGAGAUUCACAUUUGGGUAAAGGAAUGCAAGAACCUGCCUCUAAUCAGGGCCACCAUUGACCCAUAUGUAAAGUGCUUUGUGCUGCCAGACACAAGCAGGAAAAGUCGCCAGAAGACACGCGUGCUGCGGAGGACAGUAGACCCAGCGUUUAACCACACGAUGGUGUACGAUGGCAUCAGAGAGGCUGAUCUAGCAGAAGCCUGUGUGGAGCUCACUGUCUGGGACAGAGACAGGCUAGCCAGCAACUUGCUAGGGGGCCUGAGGCUUGGAGCUGGAACAGGCAGAAGUUAUGGGGCAGUGGUGGACUGGAUGGACUCAACUCCCUAUGAGGUGGCCCUAUGGGAGCGCAUAAAGGCCACCCCGAAUGAAUGGGUGGAGGACGUACUCCCGUUAAGAAUGCUGAAUUCUGCCAAAACUGCUUUUAAAUAAGUAAAAGUAUACCAAAUUGUCAUACUCCAAAGACAGUGUAUUUUUGAGAGGUAAAACCACAGUAAAGUGCAUUGAUAUAAAUUACAGCAGCAUGUUAUGCCACCUAACAAAGCAGGGUGGCGUUGUGAACAUUUCUGUCAACAUCUUCCUCAAAGUCCACAGGUGCUCGAGGAAGAGGUGAAAUGAUACUAUUGAAACACCCCUGGAAACUCCCCUGGAGAGUGAAUUUUGUAUAAAUCCAGUAACUGGCACAACUGUGGGCUCUUAUUCAGGCUGUAAAGAAGAAAUUUAAGACACCUGCAGGUACAUGUGUUUGCAGCACUGAGGCACGCAAGGAAAUGUAAUCAUGAAACCAUGCAGCGAUUACACUAAAUGGCCAAUAAAAACAUUUAAAAACCAACUCACAUGGGUGCCCGGUUAGCUCAGUGGGUAGAGCUGGUGACCCAUGUACUGAGUCCUUGCUGCAGCGGCCCAGGGUUUGAAUCUGACCUGUGGCCCUUUGCUGCGUGUCAUCCCCACUCUCUGCCCCACUUUCCUGUCUGUCUUCAGCUGUCAACUAUAAUAAAGGCAAUAAAAGCCCAAAAAAUAUACUUAAAAAAAAAAA
Molecule: messenger RNA, 5977 nt
Organism: Dicentrarchus labrax (European seabass)
Lineage: Eukaryota; Metazoa; Chordata; Actinopteri; Moronidae
Gene: sytl2b
Product: synaptotagmin-like 2b
Exons: 20
Coding region: 328-5373 (1681 amino acids)
Biological process (GO): exocytosis; intracellular protein transport
Cellular component (GO): exocytic vesicle; plasma membrane
Molecular function (GO): neurexin family protein binding; small GTPase binding
Source: RefSeq, a predicted model, not a curated record